UCAGCAGCAGCAUCAGCAGCAGCAGCAUCCUCUCCUCUGUGUGGAAAGCUCUGCUUCAGCACACUCACACAGACCGCCAGCGAGGAUGCCGCCGGGAGGAUGCAGCGUAACAGUCCGAGCUGCGAGACAUUUCUGCUGAGAUAAGUCUGCCACCGAAAUGACAGCACAUUGCAAUUUAGACCAGAAUCAGCACUAAAGAAGAGGGGGACAAAAACUCAUCAGUUGCCUAAUUUCAACUUGAUAGAGGAGCAUGUGAGCUGCACGGAUCUGUAGAAGUUGGAUUGUCUCAAAUGUUAAUGCCAUGACUCUUGACUUCGGAAAAGAUUACAAGCGCAUUGCUGCCCGCGUGCAGUGUUUAAGCAAAAAAAAAAAGGACUUUUCUUUAGUCCAGAUUGUGUGUCUUAUCUGAUCAACAUGUGGCAUUUAAAGAUUAGGAAUCCAUCCGAGGCUAUGGAGGAGUAUUGAGCCCAUAAGAACCCAUGGGUGCUGCUUAUUAUUUACAGUAAUGGAAUGAAGACACUAUCCAGAUAUGAUGGAUGAUAGACCCAGUAAGCUCAUCUUGGUUCCUAUUUUAGCCGUGCUUUUUGUUAUGAUAGGUUACCAGUACAUAUGCCCCGCUGGCAGCCACUCGUGCCACUUUAAGGCUGGGGAGAAAUUGAGGGGGGUGAGCCUACUUUCCACCCCGAACAUGGACAGCGAUGAUUUCUACAGAGAUCAAGACCUGGAGGAUGACAGCCCGCCUAAGGUGCCGUCAAAAUUCAACUUCACCGAGAGAGACCUUGGCAGACACGUGGAGUUCAACAUCAAAGGGGACGACGUGAUAGUGUUUCUGCACAUCCAGAAGACCGGAGGAACCACUUUCGGGAGACAUUUGGUGAGGAAUAUUCGCUUGGAGCAGCCGUGCGACUGCAAGCCAGGACAGAAAAAAUGCACAUGCCACCGGCCAGGGAAAGAGGAGUCCUGGCUCUUCUCCCGGUUCUCUACCGGCUGGAGCUGCGGACUGCAUGCAGACUGGACCGAGCUUACGAACUGUGUACCUGUCCUUAUGGAUAAGAAGGAGGCCCAGACGAAUAAAAGGAACUUUUACUACAUCACCAUGCUGCGUGACCCGGUCUCCCGCUACCUGAGUGAGUGGAAACACGUCCAGCGUGGAGCCACAUGGAAGACCGCCCUCCAUAUGUGUGACGGACGAUCGCCCACCCAGGACGAGCUGCCCAACUGCUACAACGGAGACGACUGGUCCGGUGUCACCCUGAACGACUUCAUGAACUGCCCGUCCAACCUGGCCAACAACCGGCAGGUGCGCAUGCUGGCCGACCUGAGUCUGGUCGGCUGCUACAACCUGUCCUCCAUGAACGAGAGUCAACGCGAUCACAUCCUCCUGAGCAGCGCCAUGAGCAACCUGAAGAACAUGGCCUUCUACGGCCUCACUGAGUUCCAACGCAAGACGCAGUACCUGUUUGAGCGGACGUUCAGCCUGCGCUUCAUCGCCGCCUUCACGCAGAUCAACAGCACGCGAGCCGCCAACGUGGAUUUAAGCGAGCAGGUGCGCAGACGCAUCGAGGAACUCAACUUCCUGGACGUGCAGCUGUACGAGUACGCCAAGGACCUGUUCCUCCAGAGAUUCCAGUACAGCCGCCAGAGGGAGCACCAGGAGGUGCGCUUGAAGAGGCGGGAGGAGAGGCGCUGGCUGCGGGAGCAAAAAGAGCAAAACAGGGCUCCUAAACACAAAGGGGGAGGGAACAGAGGAGGAAGGAGGGAAGGAGACUUUGAGAAGGAGGGGGACUUUCCCACCACCACUGAGGACUACACGAGCCAGGUGGCCCGCUGGUGAGG
Molecule: messenger RNA, 1836 nt
Organism: Labrus mixtus (cuckoo wrasse)
Lineage: Eukaryota; Metazoa; Chordata; Actinopteri; Labriformes; Labridae
Gene: hs6st3b
Product: heparan sulfate 6-O-sulfotransferase 3b
Exons: 2
Coding region: 530-1834 (434 amino acids)
Cellular component (GO): membrane
Molecular function (GO): heparan sulfate 6-sulfotransferase activity
Source: RefSeq, a predicted model, not a curated record